Messenger RNA from Eurytemora carolleeae, 549 nucleotides. Its product is annotated as protein FANTASTIC FOUR 1. The transcript is spliced from 5 exons. Lineage: Eukaryota; Metazoa; Arthropoda; Copepoda; Calanoida; Temoridae. Bases 37 to 402 code for a protein of 121 amino acids. The record is from RefSeq and is a predicted model, not a curated record.
AUAGCGCAAGGAAAGCCAUUAACACAUUUUCAGGCUAUGGGAAUGCUGAGAAAAGCUCUUGUAUCCUCGUUUAUAAGUUCCUCGUCUAAUGGAACAGGGGUGGUAAUGAAGACUACAGCAAGCAGGAGAUUUAGUGAGAUUCGGCCAGAAGAUAUUCAAGCGGUUGGGGAAAAGGUUCAGUGUAUAGUACUCAAAGAAGAAGAAGAAGAAGAAGAAGAAGAACAAGAAGAGAAGGAAGAUGAGGAAGAAGAAAAUCUGGAAGAACCUAGAAAGUUAAAGGAAGAUGAAAAGAGUGUUGUAAGACUGGUAAAUAAAGUUGCAGGGAAGAAAAGUAAUUGGAAAAUUGUAGAAAGACAGUUUGUUCAGGUACAACAGAUUAGAUCAACAUUUUGGAAACUUUAAAGAAUUAAAACCAAUAAAAAGAGUAAUGGUCAAUCAUGAACUCUGGAUCUCGAUAUCAAAUGUGGGCACCUUAAAAUUUGAAGAUGCAUGCUUGAGAGAUUCACAAACUAAAAGUUCUGACCUCCAUGAAAUAAUCUGAUAAAUGUU